Closterium sp. NIES-65 is the source of this 21197-nucleotide messenger RNA. The record is from the annotation of a GenBank genome assembly. Lineage: Eukaryota; Viridiplantae; Streptophyta; Zygnematophyceae; Desmidiales; Closteriaceae.
GCACAUUGGAGCCUACUGUGACUAUAACAUCCAUCACCCCGCCCCAUUCUCCCGCUUUCCAUCACCCCGCCCCAUUCUCCCUCUUUCCAUCACCACGCCCCAUUCUUCCGCAUUCCAUCACCCCGCCCCAUUCUCCCACUUUCCAUCACCCCGCUCCAUUCUCCCGCUUUCCAUCACCCCGCCCAAUUCUCCCUCUUUCCAUCACCCCUCCCCAUUCUCCCUCUUUCCAUCACCCCACCGCAUUCACCCUCUUUCUAUCACCCCGCCCCAUUCUCCCUCUUUCCGUCACCCCGCCCCAUUCCCCCUCUUUCCAUCACCCCGCCCCAUUCUCCCUGUUUCCAUCAACCCGCCCCAUUCUCCCUGUUUCCAUCACCCCGCCCCAUUCUCCCUGUUUCCAUCACCCCGCCCCAUUCUCCCUGUUUCCAUCACCCCACCCCAUUCUCCCCCUUUCCAUUACCCCGCCCCAUUCUCCCGCUCUCAAUCACCCCGUCCCAUUCUCCCGUUUUCCAUCACCCCUCCCCAUUCUCCCUCUUUCCAUCACCCCAUCCCAUUCUCCCUUUUUCCAUCACCCCCCCCCAUUCUCCCGCUUUCUAUCACCCCGCCCCAUUCUCCCGCUUUCCAUCACCCCGCUCCAUUCUCCCUCUUUCCAUCACCCCUCCCCAUUCUCCCUCUUUCCAUCAGCCCGCCCCGUUCUCCCGCUUUCCAUCACCCCGCCCCAUUCUCCCUCAUUCCAUCACCCCGCCCCAUUCUCCCGCCUUCCAUCACCCCGCCCCAUUCUCCCUCUUUCCACCACCCCGCCCCAUUCUCCCUGUUUCCAUCACCCCGCCCCAUUCUCCCGUUUUCCAUCACCCCGGCCCAAUCUCCCUCUUUCCAUCACCCCGCCCCAUUCUCCCACUUUCCAUCACCCCGCCCCAUUCUCCCGCCUUCCAUCACCCCGCCCCAUUCUCCAUCCUUCCAUCACCCCGCCCCAUUCUCCCUCUUUCCAUCACCCCGCCCCAUUCUCCCUCUUUACCUCGCCCCGUCCAAUUCUCCCGCUUCCUAUCACCCCGCCCCAUUCUCCCGCUUUCCAUCACCCCGCCCCAUUCUCCCGCUUUCCCUCACCCCGCCCCAUUUUCCCUCUUUCCAUCACCCCGCCCCAUUCUCCCGCUUUCCAUCACCCCGCCCCAUUCUCCCGCUUUCCAUCACCCCGCUCCAUUCUCCCACUUUCCAUCACCCUGCCCAAUUCUCCCUCUUUCCAUCACCCCUCCCCAUUCUCCCUCUUUCCAUCACCCCGCCCCAUUCUCCCUCUUUCCAUCACCCCGCCCCAUCCUCCCUCUUUCCAUCACCCCGCACCAUUCUCCCUCUUUCCAUCACCCUGCCCCAUUCUACUGCUUUCCAGCACCCCGUCCCAUUCUCCCGCUUUCCAUCACCCCGCUCCAUUCUCCCGCUUUCCAUCACCCCGCCCAAUUUUCCCUCUUUCCAUCACCCCGUCCCAUUCUCCCUCUUUCCAUCACCCCGCCCCAUUCUCCCCCAAUCCAUCACCCCACCCCAUUUUCACUCUUUCCAUCACCUCGUCCCAUUCUCCCGCUUUCCAUCACCCCGCCCAAUACUCCCUCUUUCCAUCACCCCGCCCAAUUCUCCCUCUUUCCAUCACCCCUCCCCAUUCUCCCUCUUUCCAUCACCCCGCCCCAUUCACCCUCUUUCCAUCACCCCGCCCCAUUCUCCCUCUUUCCAUCACCCCGCCCAAUUCUCCCUCUUUCCAUCACCCCUCCCAAUUCUCCCUCUUUCCAUCACCCCGCCCCAUUCACCCUCUUUCCAUCACCCCGCCCCAUUCUCCCUCUUUCCAUCGCCCCGCCCCAUUCCCCCUCUUUCCAUCACCCCGCCCCAUUCUCCCUGUUUCCAUCACCCCGCCCCAUUCUCCCUGUUUCCAUCACCCCGCCCCAUUCUCCCGCUUUCCAUCACCCCGCCCCAUUCUCCCUCUUUUCAUCACCCCGCCCCAUUCUCCCGCUCUCAAUCACCCUGCCCCGUUCUCCCGUUUUCCAUCACCCCUCCCCAUUCUCCCUCUUUCCAUCACCCCGCCCUAUUCUCCCUCUUCCAUCACCCCGCCCCAUUCUCCCGCUUUCCAUCACCUCGCCCCAUUCUCCCGCUUUCUAUCACCCCGCUCCAUUCUCCCGCUUUCCAUCACCCCGCCCAAUUCUCCCUCUUUCCAUCACCCCUCUCCAUUCUCCCUCUUUCCAUCACCCCGCCCCAUUCUCCCGCUUUCCAUCACCUUGCCCCAUUCUCCCGCUUUCCAUCACCCCGCCCCAUUCUCCCUCUUUCCAUCACCCCACCCCAUUCUCUCGCUUUCCAUCACCCCGCCCCAUUCUCCCUCUUUCCAUCACCCCGCCCCAUUCUCCCGCUUUCCAUCACCCCGCCCCAUUCUCCCUCUUUCCAUCACCACGCCCCAUUCUUCCGCAUUCCAUCACCCCGCCCCAUUCUCCCGCUUUCUAUCACCCCGCUCCAUUCUCCCACUUUCCAUCACCCCGCCCAAUUCUCCCUUUUUUUAUCACCCCUCCCCAUUCUCCCUCUUUCCAUCACCCCACCCCAUUCACCCUCUUUCUAUAACCCCGCCCCAUUCUCCCUCUUUCCGUCACCCCGCCCCAUUCCCCCUCUUUCCAUCACCCCGCCCCAUUCACCCUGUUUCCAUCACCCCGCCCCAUUCUCCCUGUUUCCAUCACCCCGCCCCAUUCUCCCGCUUUCCAUCACCCGGCCCCGUUCUCCCGCUUUCCUCCACCCCGCCCCAUUCUCCCGCUUUCCAUCACCCCGCCCCAUUCUCCCUCUUUCAAUCACCCCGCCCAAUUCUCCCUCUUUCCAUCACCCCGCCCCAUUCUCCCUCUAUCCAUCACCCCACCCAGUUCUUCUCUUUCCAUCACCCCGCCCCAUUCUCCCGCUUUCCAUCACCCCGCUCCAUUCUCCCGCUUUCCAUCACCCCGCCCAAUUCUCCCUCUUCCCAUUACCCCUCCCCAUUCUCCCUCUUUCCAUCACCCCGCCCCAUUCUCCCGCUUUCCAUCACCCCGCCCCAUUCUCCCUCUUUCCAUCACCCCGCCCCAUUCUCCCGCUUUCCAUCACCCCGCCCCAUUCUCCCUCUUUCCAUCACCCCGCCCCAUUCUCCCUCUUUCCAUCGACCCGCCCCAUUCUCCCGCCUUCCAUCAACCCGCCCCAUUCUCCCUCUUUCCAUCACCCCGCUCCAUUCUCCCGCUUUCCAUCACCCCGCUUCAUUCUCCCGCUUUCCAUCACCCCGCUCCAUUCUCCCGCUUUCCAUCACCCCGCCCCAUUCUCCCGCUUUCCAUCACCCCGCCCCAUUCUCCCUCUUUCCAUCACCCCGCCCCGUUCUCCCGCUUUCCAUCACCCCGCCCCAUUCUCCCUCUUUCCAUCACCCCGCCCCAUUCUCCCGCUUUCCAUCACCCCGCUCCAUUCUCCCGCUUUCCAUCACCCCGCCCAAUUCUCCCUCUUUCCAUCACCCCUCCCUAUUCUCCCUCUUUCCAUCACCCCGCCCCAUUCUCCCGCUUUCCAUCACCCCGCCCCAUUCUCCCGCUUUCCAUCACCCCGCCCCAUUCUCCCGCUUUCCAUCACCCCGCUCCAUUCUCCCUGUUUCCAUCACCCCGCCCCCUUCUCCCGCUUUCCAUCACCCCACCCCAUUCUCCCCCUUUCCAUCACCCCGCCCCAUUCUCCCGCUCUCAAUCACCCCGCCCCAUUUUCCCGUUUUCCAUCACCCCUCCCCAUUCUCCCUCUUUCCAUCACCCUACCCCUCUUUCCAUCACCCUGCCCCAUUCUCCCGCUUUCUAUCACCCCGCCCCAUUCUCCCGCUUUCCAUCAUCCCGCUCCAUUCUCCCCCUUUCCAUCACCCCGCCCAAUUCUCCCUCUUUCCAUCACCCCUCCCCAUUCUCCCUCUUUCCAUCACCCGCCCGCUUUCCAUCACCCUGCCCCAUUCUCCCUCUUUCCAUCACCCCGCCCCAUUCUCCCGCUUUCCAUCACCCCGCCCCAUUCUCCCUCUUUCCACCACCCCGCCCCUUUCUCCCUGUUUCCAUUACCCCGCCCCAUUCUCCCGUUUUCCAUCACCCCACCCCAUUCUCCCUCUUUCCAUCACCCCACCCCAUUCUCCCUCUUUCCAUCACCCCGCCCCAUUCUCCCUCUUUCCAUCACCCCGCCCCAUUCUCUCGCUUUCCAUCACCCCGCCCCAUUCUCCCUCUUUCCAUCACCCCACCUUGUUCUCCCUCUUUCCAUCACCCCGCCCCAUUCUCCCGCUUUCCAUUACCGCGCCCCACUCUCCAUCUUUCCAUCAUCCCGCCCCAUUCUCCCUUCUUCCAUCACCCAGCCCCAUUCUCCCUCUUUACAUCACCCCGCCCCAUUCUCCCGCUUUCUACCACACCGCCCCAUUCUCCCGCUUUCCAUCACCCCGCCCCAUUCUCCCGCUUUCCAUCACCCCUCCCCAUUCUCUCUGUUUCCAUCACCCCGCCACGUUCUCCCGCUUUCCAUCACCCCACCCCAUUCUCCCCCUUUCCAUCACCCCGCCCCAUUCUCCCGCUCUCAAUCACCCCGCCCCAUUCUCCCGUAUUCCAUCACCCCUCCCCAUUCUCCCUCUUUCCAUCACCCCGCCCCAUUCUCCCUCUUUCCAUCACCCUGCCCCAUUCUCCCGCUUUCUAUCACCCCGCCCCAUUCUCCCGCUUUCCAUCAUCCCGCUCCAUUCUCCCCCUUUCCAUCACCCCGCCCAAUUCUCCCUCUUUCCAUCACCCCUCCCCAUUCUCCCUCUUUCCAUCACCCCGCCCCAUUCUCCCGCUUUCCAUCACCCCGCCCCAUUCUCCCGCUUUCCAUCACCCCGCCCCAUUCUCCCGCUUUCCAUCACCCCGCCACGUUCUCCCGCUUUCCAUCACCCCACCCCAUUCUCCCCCUUUCCAUCACCCCGCCCCAUUCUCCCGCUCUCAAUCACCCCGCCCCAUUCUCCCGUUUUCCAUCACCCCUCCCCAUUCUCCCUCUUUCCAUCACCCCGCCCCAUUCUCCCUCUUUCCAUCACCCUGCCCCAUUCUCCCGCUUUCUAUCACCCCGCCCCAUUCUCCCGCUUUCCAUCAUCCCGCUCCAUUCUCCCCCUUUCCAUCACCCCGCCCAAUUCUCCCUCUUUCCAUCACCCCUCCCCAUUCUCCCUCUUUCCAUCACCCCGCCCCAUUCUCCCCCUUUCCAUCACCCCGCCCAAUUCUCCCUCUUUCCAUCACCCCUCCCCAUUCUCCCUCUUUCCAUCACCCCGCCCCAUUCUCCCGCUUUCCAUCACCCCGCCCCAUUCUCCCGCUUUCCAUCACCCCGCCCCAUUCUCCCUCUUUCCACCACCCCGCCCGUUUCUCCCUGUUUCCAUCACCCCGCCCCAUUCUCCCGUUUUCCAUCACCCCACCCCAUUCUCCCUCUUUCCAUCACCCCGCCCCGUUCUCCCUCUUUCCAUCACCCCGCCCCAUUCUCACUCUUUCCAUCACCCCGCCCCAUUCUCUCGCUUUCCAUCACCCCGCCCCAUUCUCCCUCUUUGCAUCACCCCGCCCCAUUCUCCCUCUUUCCAUCACCCCGUCCCAUUCUCCCGCUUUCCAUUACCGCGCCCUACUCUCCAUCUUUCCAUCACCCCGCCCCAUUCUCGCGCCUUCCAUCACCCAGCCCCAUUCUCCCUCUUUACAUCACCCCGCCCCAUUCUCCCGCUUUCUAUCAUCCCGCUCCAUUCUCCCGCUUUCCAUCACCCCGCCCCAUUCUCCCUCUUUCCAUCACCCCGCCCCAUUCUCCCGCUUUCCAUCACCCCGCCCCAUUUUCCCUCUUUCCAUCACCCCGCCCCAUUUCCCGCGUUCCAUCACCCCGCCCCAUUCUCCCUCUUUCUAUCACCCCUCCCCAUUCUCCCGCUUUCCAUCACCCCGCCAAAUUCUCCCUCUUUCUUUCACCCCUCCCCAUUCUCCCUUUUUCCAUCACCCCGCCGCUUCUUCCCGCUUUCCAUCACCCCGCCCCAUUCUCCCUCUUUCCAUCACCCCGCCCCAUUCUCCCGCUUUCCAUGACCCCGCCCCAUUCUCCCGCUUUCCAUCACCCCGCCCCAUUCUCCCGCUUUCCAUCACCCCGCCCCAUUCUCCCUCAUUCUAUCACCCCUCCCCAUUCUCCCGCUUUCCAUCACCCCGCCCAAUUCUCCCUCUUUCUAUCACCCCUCCCCAUUCUCCCUUUUUCCAUCACCCCGCCGCUUCUUCCCGCUUUCCAUCACCCCGCCGCUUCUUCCCGCUUUCCAUCACCCCGCCCCAUUUUCCCUCUUUCCAUCACCCCGCCCCAUUCCUCCGCUUUCCAUCACCCCGCCCCGUUUUCCCUCUUUCCAUCACCCCGCCCCAUUCUCCCGCUUUCCAUCACCCCGCCCAUUCUCCCUCUUUCUAUCACCCCUCCCCAUUCUCCCGCUUUCCAUCACCCCGCCAAAUUCUCCCUCUUUCCAUCACCCCUCCCCAUUCUCCCUCUUUCCAUCACCCCGCCGCUUCUUCCCGCUUUCCAUCACUCCGCCGCUUCUUCCCGCUUUCCAUCACCCCGCCCCAUUUUCCCUCUUUCCAUCACCCCGCCCCUUUCUCCCGCUUUCCAUCACCCCGCCCCAUUCUCCCUCUUUCUAUCACCCCUUCCCAUUCUCCCGCUUUCCAUCACCCCACCCAAUUCUCCCUCUUUCUAUCACCCCUCCCCAUUCUCCCUCUUUCUAUCACCCCGCCCCAUUCUCCUGCUUUCCAUCACCCCGCCCCAUUUUCCCUCUUUCCAUCACCCCGUCCCGUUCUCCCUCUUUCCAUCACCCCGCCACAUUCUCCCGCUUUCCAUCACCCCUCCCCAUUCUCCCUCUUUCCAUCACCCCGCCCCAUUCUCCCACUUUCCGUCACCCCGCCCCAUUCUCCCUCUUUCUAUCACCCCUCCCCAUUCUCCCGCUUUCCAUCACCCCGCCAAAUUCUCCCUCUUUCUUUCACCCCUCCCCAUUCUCCCUUUUUCCAUCACCCCGCCGCUUCUUCCCGCUUUCCAUCACCCCGCCCCAUUCUCCCUCUUUCCAUCACCCCGCCCCAUUCUCCCGCUUUCCAUGACCCCGCCCCAUUCUCCCGCUUUCCAUCACCCCGCCCCAUUCUCCCGCUUUCCAUCACCCCGCCCCAUUCUCCCUCUUUCUAUCACCCCUCCCCAUUCUCCCGCUUUCCAUCACCCCGCCCAAUUCUCCCUCUUUCUAUCACCCCUCCCCAUUCUCCCUUUUUCCAUCACCCCGCCGCUUCUUCCCGCUUUCCAUCACCCCGCCGCUUCUUCCCGCUUUCCAUCACCCCGCCCCAUUUUCCCUCUUUCCAUCACCCCGCCCCAUUCCUCCGCUUUCCAUCACCCCGCCCCGUUUUCCCUCUUUCCAUCACCCCGCCCCAUUCUCCCGCUUUCCAUCACCCCGCCCAUUCUCCCUCUUUCUAUCACCCCUCCCCAUUCUCCCGCUUUCCAUCACCCCGCCAAAUUCUCCCUCUUUCUAUCACCCCUCCCCAUUCUCCCUUUUUCCAUCACCCCGCCGCUUCUUCCCGCUUUCCAUCACUCCGCCGCUUCUUCCCGCUUUCCAUCACCCCGCCCCAUUUUCCCUCUUUCCAUCACCCCGCCCCUUUCUCCCGCUUUCCAUCACCCCGCCCCAUUCUCCCUCUUUCUAUCACCCCUUCCCAUUCUCCCGCUUUCCAUCACCCCACCCAAUUCUCCCUCUUUCUAUCACCCCUCCCCAUUCUCCCUCUUUCUAUCACCCCGCCCCAUUCUCCUGCUUUCCAUCACCCCGCCCCAUUUUCCCUCUUUCCAUCACCCCGUCCCGUUCUCCCUCUUUCCAUCACCCCGCCACAUUCUCCCGCUUUCCAUCACCCCUCCCCAUUCUCCCUCUUUCCAUCACCCCGCCCCAUUCUCCCACUUUCCGUCACCCCGCCCCAUUCUCCAGCUUUCCAUCACCCCGCUCCAUUCUCCCCCUUUCCAUCACCCCGCCCAAUUCUCCCUCCUUCCAUCUCCCCUCCCCAUUCUCCCUCUUUCUAUCACCCUACCCCAUUCUCCCUCUUUCCAUCACCCCGCCCCAUUCUCCCUCUUUCCAUCACCCCGCCCCAUUCUCCCUCUUUCCAUCGCCCCGCCACAUUCUCCCUCUUUCCAUCACCCUGCCCUAUUCUCCCUGUUUCCAUCACCCCGCCCCAUUCUCCCUGUUUCCAUCACCCCGCCCCAUUCUCCCGCUUUCCAUCACCCCGCCCCAUUCUCCCUGUUCCAUCACCCCGCCCCGUUCUCCCGCUUUCCAUCACCCCACCCCAUUCUCCCCCUUUCCAUCACCCCGCCCCAUUCUCCCGCUCUCAAUCACCCCGCCCCAUUCUCCCGUUUUCCAUCACCCCUCCCCAUUCACCCUCUUUCCAUCACCCCGCCCCAUUCUCCCUCUUUCCAUCACCCUGCCCCAUUCUCCCGCUUUCUAUCACCCCGCCCCAUUCUCCCGCUUUCCAUCAUCCCGCUCCAUUCUCCCCCUUUCCAUCACCCCGCCCAAUUCUCCCUCUUUCCAUCAACCCUCCCCAUUCUCCCUCUUUCCAUCACCCCGCCUCAUUCUCCCGCUUUCCAUCACCCCGCCCCAUUCUCCCUCUUUCCAUCACCCCGCCCCAUUCUCCCGCUUUCCAUCACCCCGCCCCAUUCUCCCUCUUUCCACCACCCCGCCCCUUUCUCCCUGUUUCCAUCACCCCGCCCCAUUCUCCCGUUUUCCAUCACCCCACCUCAUUCUCCCUCUUUCCAUCACCCCGCCCCAUUCUCCCUCUUUCCAUCACCCCGCCCCAUUUUCCCUCUUUCCAUCACCCUGCCCCAUUCUCUCGCUUUCCAUCACCCCGCCCCAUUCUCCCUCUUUCCAUCACCCCGCCCUGUUCUCCCUCUUUCCAUCACCCCGCCCCAUUCUCCCGCUUUCCAUCACCCAGCCCCAUUCUCCCUCUUUACAUCACCCCGCCCCAUUCUCCCGCUUUCUAUCACCCCGCCCCAUUCUCCCGCUUUCCAUCACCCCGCCCCAUUCUCCCUCUUUCCAUCACCCCGCCCCAUUCUCCCGCUUUCCAUCACCCCGCCCCAUUUUCCCGCUUUCCAUCACCCCGCCCCAUUCUCCCGCUUUCCAUCACCCCGCCCCAUUCUCCCUCUUUCUAUCACCCCUCCCCAUUCUCCCUUUUUCCAUCACCCCACCCCAUUCUCCCUCUUUCCAUCACCCCGCUCCAUUCUCCCGCUUUCCAUCACCCCGCCCCAUUCUCCCGCUUUCUAUCACCCCGCCCCAUUUUCACUCUUUCCAUCACCGCGCCACAUUCUUCCGCUUUCCAUCACCCCGCCCCAUUCUCCCGCUUUCCAUCACCCCGCCCCAUUCUCCCGCUUUCCAUCACCCCACCCCAUUCUCCAGCUUUCCAUCACCCCGCUCCAUUCUCCCGCUUUCCAUCACCCCGCCCAAUUCUCCCUCCUUCCAUCACCCCUCCCCGUUCUCCCUCUUUCCAUCAACCUGCCCCAUUCUCCCUCUUUCCAUCACCCCGCCCCAUUCUCCCUCUUUCCAUCACCCCGCCCCAUUCUCCCUCUUUCCAUCACCCCGCCACAUUCUCCCUCUUUCCAUCACCCUGCCCUAUUCUACCUGUUUCCAUCACCCCGCCCCAUUCUCCCUGUUUCCAUCACCCCGCCCCAUUCUCCCGCUUUCCAUCACCCCGCCCCAUUCUCCCUGUUUCCAUCACCCAGCCCCGUUCUCCCGCUUUCCAUCACCCCCCCCCAUUCUCCCCCUUUCCAUCACCCCGCCCCAUUCUCCCUCUUUCUAUCACCCCUUCCCAUUCUCCCGCUUUCCAUCACCCCACCCAAUUCUCCCUCUUUCUAUCACCCCUCCCCAUUCUCCCUCUUUCUAUCACCCCGCCCCAUUCUCCUGCUUUCCAUCACCCCGCCCCAUUUUCCCUCUUUCCAUCACCCCGUCCCGUUCUCCCUCUUUCCAUCACCCCGCCACAUUCUCCCGCUUUCCAUCACCCCUCCCCAUUCUCCCUCUUUCCAUCACCCCGCCCCAUUCUCCCACUUUCCGUCACCCCGCCCCAUUCUCCAGCUUUCCAUCACCCCGCUCCAUUCUCCCCCUUUCCAUCACCCCGCCCAAUUCUCCCUCCUUCCAUCACCCCUCCCCAUUCUCCCUCUUUCUAUCACCCUACCCCAUUCUCCCUCUUUCCAUCACCCCGCCCCAUUCUCCCUCUUUCCAUCACCCCGCCCCAUUCUCCCUCUUUCCAUCACCCCGCCACAUUCUCCCUCUUUCCAUCACCCUGCCCUAUUCUCCCUGUUUCCAUCACCCCGCCCCAUUCUCCCUGUUUCCAUCACCCCGCCCCAUUCUCCCGCUUUCCAUCACCCCGCCCCAUUCUCCCUGUUCCAUCACCCCGCCCCGUUCUCCCGCUUUCCAUCACCCCACCCCAUUCUCCCCCUUUCCAUCACCCCGCCCCAUUCUCCCGCUCUCAAUCACCCCGCCCCAUUCUCCCGUUUUCCAUCACCCCUCCCCAUUCACCCUCUUUCCAUCACCCCGCCCCAUUCUCCCUCUUUCCAUCACCCUGCCCCAUUCUCCCGCUUUCUAUCACCCCGCCCCAUUCUCCCGCUUUCCAUCAUCCCGCUCCAUUCUCCCCCUUUCCAUCACCCCGCCCAAUUCUCCCUCUUUCCAUCAACCCUCCCCAUUCUCCCUCUUUCCAUCACCCCGCCUCAUUCUCCCGCUUUCCAUCACCCCGCCCCAUUCUCCCUCUUUCCAUCACCCCGCCCCAUUCUCCCGCUUUCCAUCACCCCGCCCCAUUCUCCCUCUUUCCACCACCCCGCCCCUUUCUCCCUGUUUCCAUCACCCCGCCCCAUUCUCCCGUUUUCCAUCACCCCACCCCAUUCUCCCUCUUUCCAUCACCCCGCCCCAUUCUCCCUCUUUCCAUCACCCCGCCCCAUUUUCCCUCUUUCCAUCACCCUGCCCCAUUCUCUCGCUUUCCAUCACCCCGCCCCAUUCUCCCUCUUUCCAUCACCCCGCCCUGUUGUCCCUCUUUCCAUCACCCCGCCCCAUUCUCCCGCUUUCCAUCACCCAGCCCCAUUCUCCCUCUUUACAUCACUCCGCCCCAUUCUCCCGCUUAAUAUCACCCCGCCCCAUUCUCCCGCUUUCCAUCACCCCGCCCCAUUCUCCCUCUUUCCAUCACCCCGCCCCAUUCUCCCGCUUUCCAUCACCCCGCCCCAUUUUCCCGCUUUCCAUCACCCCGCCCCAUUCUCCCGCUUUCCAUCACCCCGCCCCAUUCUCCCUCUUUCUAUCACCCCUCCCCAUUCUCCCUUUUUCCAUCACUCCGCCCCAUUCUCCCUCUUUCCAUCACCCCGCUCCAUUCUCCCGCUUUCCAUCACCCCGCCCCAUUCUCCCGCUUUCUAUCACCCCGCCCCAUUUUCACUCUUUCCAUCACAGCGCCACAUUCUUCCGCUUUCCAUCACCCCGCCCCAUUCUCCCGCUUUCCAUCACCCCGCCCCAUUCCCCCGCUUUCCAUCACCCCACCCCAUUCUCCAGCUUUCCAUCACCCCGCUCCAUUCUCCCGCUUUCCAUCACCCCGCCCAAUUCUCCCUCCUUCCAUCACCCCUCCCCAUUCUCCCUCUUUCUAUCAACCUGCCCCAUUCUCCCUCUUUCCAUCACCCCGCCCCAUUCUCCCUCUUUCCAUCACCCCGCCCCAUUCUCCCUCUUUCCAUCACCCCGCCACAUUCUCCCUCUUUCCAUCACCCUGCCCUAUUCUCCCUGUUUCCAUCACCCCGCCCCAUUCUCCCUGUUUCCAUCACCCCGCCCCAUUCUCCCGCUUUCCAUCACCCCCCCCCAUUCUCCCCCUUUCCAUCACCCCGCCCCAUUCUCCCGCUCUCAAUCACCCCGCCCCAUUCUCCCGUUUUCCAUCACCCCUCCCCAUUCUCCCUCUUUCCAUCACCCCGCCCCAUUUUCCCUCUUUCCAUCACCUUGCCCCAUUCUCCCGCUUUCUAUCACCCCGCCCCAUUCUCCCGCUUUCCAUCAUCCCGCUCCAUUCUCCCCCUUUCCAUCACCCCGCCCAAUUCUCCCUCUUUCCAUCACCCCUCCCCAUUCUCCCUCUUUCCAUCACCCCGCCCCAUUUUCCCCCUUUCCAUCACCCCGCCCCAUUCUCCCGCUUUCCAUCACCCCGCCCCAUUCUCCCUCAUUCCAUCACCCCGCCCCAUUCUCCCGCUUUCCAUCACCCCGCCCCAUACUCCCUCUUUCCACCACCCCGCCCCUUUCUCCCUGUUUCCAUCACCCCGCCCCAUUCUCCCGUUUUCCAUCACCCCACCCCAUUCUCCCUCUUUCCAUCACCCCGCCCCAUUCUCCCUCUUUCCAUCACCCCGCCCCAUUCUCCCUCUUUCCAUCACCCCGCCCCAUUCUCUCGCUUUCCAUCACCCCGCCCCAUUCUCCCUCUUUCCAUCACCCCGCCCCAUUCUCCCUCUUUCCAUCACCCCGCCCCAUUCUCCCACUUUCCAUUUCCGCGCCCUACUCUCCAUCUUUCCAUCACCCCGCCCCAUUCUCCCGCCUUCCAUCACCCAGCCCCAUUCUCCCUCUUUACAUCACCCCGCCCCAUUCUCCCGCUUUCUAUCACCCCGCCCCAUUCUCCCGCUUUCCAUCACCCCGCCCCAUUCUCCCUCUUUCCAUCACCCCGCCCCAUUCUCCCGCUUUCCAUCACCCAGCCCCAUUCUCCCUCUUUACAUCACCCCGCCCCAUUCUCCCGCUUUCUAUCACCCCGCCCCAUUCUCCCGCUUUCCAUCACCCCGCCCCAUUCUCCCUCUUUCCAUCACCCCGCCCCAUUCUCCCUCUGUCCAUCACCCCGCCCCAUUUUCCCUCUUUCCAUCACCCUGCCCCAUUCUCCCGCUUUCUAUCACCCCGCCCCAUUCUCCCGCUUUCCAUCAUCCCGCUCCAUUCUCCCCCUUUCCAUCACCCCGCCCAAUUCUCCCUCUUUCCAUCACCCCUCCCCAUUCUCCCUCUUUCCAUCACCCCGCCCCAUUUUCCCCCUUUCCAUCACCCCGCCCCAUUCUCCCGCUUUCCAUCACCCCGCCCCAUUCUCCCUCAUUCCAUCACCCCGCCCCAUUCUCCCGCUUUCCAUCACCCCGCCCCAUUCUCCCUCUUUCCACCACCCCGCCCCUUUCUCCCUCCCCAUUCUCCCUCUUUACAUCACCCCGCCCCAUUCUCCCGCUUUCUAUCACCCCGCCCCAUUCUCCCGCUUUCCAUCACCCCGCCCCAUUCUCCCUCUUUCCAUCACCCCGCCCCAUUCUCCCUCUGUCCAUCACCCCGCCCCAUUUUCCCUCUUUCCAUCACCCUGCCCCAUUCUCCCGCUUUCUAUCACCCCGCCCCAUUCUCCCGCUUUCCAUCAUCCCGCUCCAUUCUCCCCCUUUCCAUCACCCCGCCCAAUUCUCCCUCUUUCCAUCACCCCUCCCCAUUCUCCCUCUUUCCAUCACCCCGCCCCAUUCUCCCUCUUUCCAUCACCCCGCCCCAUUCUCCCCCUUUCCAUCACCCUGCCCCAUUCUCCCGCUUUCUAUCACCCCGCCCCAUUCUCCCCCUUUCCAUCACCCUGCCCCAUUCUCCCGCUUUCUAUCACCCCGCCCCAUUCUCCCUCUUCCCAUCACCCCGCCCCAUUCUCCCACUUUCCAUGACCCCGCCCCAUUCUCCCACUUUCCAUCACCCCGCUCCAUUCUCCCACUUUCCAUCACCCCGCCCAAUUCUCCCUCUUUCCAUCACCCCUCCCCAUUCUCCCUCUUUCCAUCACCCCGCCCCAUUCUACCUCUUUCCAUCACCCACCCCAUUCUCCCGCUUGCCAUCACCCCGCCCCAUUCUCCCGCUUUCCAUCACCCCACCCCAUUCUCCCUCUUUCCAUCACCCUGCCCCAUUCUCCCUCUCUCCAUCACCCCGCCCCAUUCUCCCGCUUUCCAUCACCCCGCCCCAUUCUCCCGCUUUCAAUCACCCCGCCCCAUUCUUCCGCUUUCCAUCACCCCGCCCCAUUCUCCCUGUUUCCAUCAGCCCGCCCCAUUCUCCCUCUUUCCAUCACCCCGCCCCAUUCUCCCGCUUUCCAUUACCCCGCCCCAUUCUCCCGCUUUUUCAUCACCCCGCCCUAUUCUCCCUCUUUCCAUAACCCCGCCCUAUUCUCCCUCUUUCCAUCACCCCGCCCCAUUCUCCCUCUUUCCAUCACCCCACCCCAUUCUCCCGCUUUCCAUCACCCCGCCCCAUUCUCCUGCUUUCCAUCACCCCGCCUCAUUCUCCCGCUUUCCAUCACCCCGCCCCAUUCUCCCGCUUUCCUUCACCCCCCCGAUUCUCCCGCUUUCCAUCACCCCGCCCUAUUCUCCCUCUUUCCAUCACCCUGCCCCAUUCUCCCGCUUUCCAUCACCCAGCCCCAUUCUCCUGCUUUCCAUCACCCCGCCCAAUUCUCCCGCUUUCCAUCACCCCGCCCCAUUCUCCCUCUUUCCAUCACCCCGCCCAAUUCUCCCUCUUUCCAUCACCCCUCCCCAUUCUCCCGCUCUUUCCAUCACCCCGCCACAUUCUCCCGCUUUCCAUCACCGCGCCUCAUUAUCCCUCUUUCCAUCACCCCGCCCCAUUCUCCCGCUUUCCAUCACACCGCCCCAUUCUCCCUCUAUCCAUCACCCCGCCCUAUUCUCCCUCUUUCCAUCACCCUGCCCCAUUCUCCCGCUUUCCAUCACCCCGCCCCAUUCUCCCGCUUUCCCUCACCCCACCCCAUUCUCCCGCUUUCCAUCACCCUGCCCCAUUCUCCCGCUUUCCAUCACCCCGACCCAUUCUCCCUCUUUUCAUCACCCCGCCCCAUUCUCCCUCUUUCCAUCACCCCGCCCUAUUCUCCCUCUUUCCAUCACCCCGCCCCAUUCUCCCGCUUUCCAACACCCCGCCCCAUUCUCCCGCUCCAUCACCCCGCCCCAUUCUCCCGCUUUCCAUCACCCCGCCCCAUUCUCCCGCUUUCCAUCACCCCGCCCCAUUCUCCCGCUUUCCAUCACCCCACCCCAUUCUCCAGCUUUCCAUCACCCCGCUCCAUUCUCCCGCUUUCCAUCACCCCGCCCAAUUCUCCCUCCUUCCAUCACCCCUCCCCAUUCUCCCUCUUUCCAUCAACCUGCCCCAUUCUCCCUCUUUCCAUCACCCCGCCCCAUUCUCCCUCUUUCCAUCACCCCGCCCCAUUCUCCCUCUUUCCAUCACCCUGCCACAUUCUCCCUCUUUCCAUCACCCUGCCCUAUUCUCCCUGUUUCCAUCACCCCGCCCCAUUCUCCCUGUUUCCAUCACCCCUACCCAUUCUCCCGCUUUCCAUCACCCCGCCCCAUUCUCCCUGUUUCCAUCACCCCGCCCCGUUCUCCCGCUUUCCAUCACCCCACCCCAUUCUCCCCCUUUCCAUCACCCCGCCCCAUUCUCCCGCUCUCAAUCACCCCGCCCCAUUCUCCCGUUUUCCAUCACCCCUCCCCAUUCUCCCUCUUUCCAUCACCCUGCCCCAUUCUCCCGCUUUCUAUCACCCCGCCCCAUUCUCCCGCUUUCCAUCAUCCCGCUCCAUUCUCCCCCUUUCCAUCACCCCGCCCAAUUCUCCCUCUUUCCAUCACCCCUCCCCAUUCUCCCUCUUUCCAUCACCCCGCCCCAUUUUCCCCCUUUCCAUCACCCCGCCCCAUUCUCCCGCUUUCCAUCACCCCGCCCCAUUCUCCCUCAUUCCAUCACCCCGCCCCAUUCUCCCGCUUUCCAUCACCCCGCCCCAUUCUCCCUCUUUCCACCACCCCGCCCCUUUCUCCCUGUUUCCAUCACCCCGCCCCAUUCUCCCGUUUUCCAUCACCCCACCCCAUUCUCCCUCUUUCCAUCACCCCGCCCCAUUCUCCCUCUUUCCAUCACCCUGCCCCAUUCUCCCUCUUUCCAUCACCCUGCCCCAUUCUCUCGCUUUCCAUCACCCCGCCCCAUUGUCCCUCUUUCCAUCACCCCGCCCCAUUCUCCCUCUUUCCAUCACCCCGCCCCAUUCUCCCGCUUUCCAUUUCCGCGCCCUACUCUCCAUCUUUCCAUCACCUCGCCCCAUUCUCCCGCCUUCCAUCACCCAGCCCCAUUCUCCCUCUUUACAUCACCCCGCCCCAUUCUCCCGCUUUCUAUCACCCCGCCCCAUUCUCCCGCUUUCCAUCACCCUGCCCCAUUCUCCCUAUUUCCAUCACCCCGCCCAAUUCUCCCUCUUUCCAUCACCCCUCCCCAUUCUACCUCUUUCCAUCACCCCGCCCCCCACUCUCCCUCUUUCCAUCACCCCGCCCCAUCCUCCCGCUUUCCAUCACCCCGCCCCAUUCUCCCUCUUUCCAUCACCCCGCCCCAUUCUCCCGCUUCCAUUACCCCGCCCCAUUUUCCCUCUUUCCAUCACCCCGCCCCAUUCUCCUGCUUUCCAUCACCCCGCCCCAUUCUCCAGCUUUCCAUCACCCCGCUCCAUUCUCCCGCUUUCAAUCACCCAGCCCAAUUCUCCCUCUUUCCAUCAACCCCCCCCCAUUCGCCCUGCUUUCCAUCACCCCGCCCCAUUCUCCCGCUUUCCAUCACCCCGCCCCAUUCUCCCUCUUUCCAUCACCCCGCCCCUUUCUCCCUCUUUCCAUCACCCCGCCCCAUUCUCCCGCUUUCCAUCACCCCGCCCCAUUCUCCCUCUUUCCAUCACCCCGCCCCAUUCUCCCGCUUUCCAUGACCCCGCCCCAUUCUCCCUCUUUCCAUCACCCCGCCUCAUUCUACCAGUUUCCAUCACCCCGCCCCAUUCUCCCGCUUUCCAUCACCCCGCCCCAUUCUCCCUCAUUCCAUCACCCCGCCCCAUUCUCCCGCUUUCCAUCACCCCGCCCCAUUCUCCCUCUUUCCACCACCCCGCCCCUUUCUCCCUGUUUCCAUCACCCCACCCCAUUCUCCCGUUUUCCAUCACCCCACCCCAUUCUCCCUCUUUCCAUCACCCCGCCCCAUUCUCCCUCUUUCCAUCACCCCGCCCCAUUCUCCCUCUUUCCAUCACCUCGCCCCAUUCUCUCGCUUUCCAUCACCCCGCCCCAUUCUCCCGCUUUCCAUCACUCCGCCCCAUUUUCCCUCUUUCCAUCACCCCGCCCCAUUCUCCCGCUUUCCAUCACCCCGCCCCAUUCUCCCUCUUUCUAUCACCCCUCCCCAUUCUCCCGCUUUCCAUCACCCCGCCCAAUUCUCCCUCUUUCUAUCACCCCGCCCCAUUCUCCCCCUUUCCAUCACUCCGCCCCAUUCUCCCGCUUUCCAUCACCCUGCCCCAUUCUCCCGAUUUCCAUCACCCUUCCCCAUUCUCCCGCUUUCCAUCACCCCGCCCCAUUCUCCCUCUUUCCAUCAGCCCGCCCCAUUCUCCCUUUUUCCAUCACCCCGCCCCAUUCUCCUGCUUUCCAUCACCCCGCCCCAUUCUCCCGCUUUCCAUCACCCCGCCCCAUUCUCCCUCUUUCCAUCACCCUGCCCCAUUCUCCCUCUAUCCAUCACCUCGCCCAAUUCUCCCGCUUUCCAUCACCCCGUCCCAUUCUCCCGCUUUCCAUCACCGCGCCCCAUUCUCCCUCUUUCCAUCACCCCGCCCCAUUCUCCCGCUUUCCAUCACCUUGUUCCAUUCUCCCGCUUUCCAUCACCCUGCCCAAUUCUCCCUCUUUCCAUCACCCCUCCCCAUUCUCCCUCUUUCCAUCACCCUGCCCCAUUCUCCCGCUUUCCAUCACCCCGCCCCAUUCUCCCUCUUUCCAUCAGCCCGCCCCAUUCUCCCGCUUUCCAUCACCCCGCCCCAUUCUCCCUCUUUCCAUCACCCCGCCCCAUUUUCCCCCUUUCCAUCACCCUGCCCCAUUCUCCCGCUUUCUAUCACCCCGCCCCAUUCUCCCUCUUCCCAUCACCCCGCCCCAUUCUCCCACUUUCCAUGACCCCGCCCCAUUCUCCCACUUUCCAUCACCCCGCUCCAUUCUCCCACUUUCCAUCACCCCGCCCAAUUCUCCCUCUUUCCAUCACCCCUCCCCAUUCUCCCUCUUUCCAUCACCCCGCCCCAUUCUACCUCUUUCCAUCACCCACCCCAUUCUCCCGCUUGCCAUCACCCCGCCCCAUUCUCCCGCUUUCCAUCACCCCACCCCAUUCUCCCUCUUUCCAUCACCCUGCCCCAUUCUCCCUCUCUCCAUCACCCCGCCCCAUUCUCCCGCUUUCCAUCACCCCGCCCCAUUCUCCCGCUUUCAAUCACCCCGCCCCAUUCUUCCGCUUUCCAUCACCCCGCCCCAUUCUCCCUGUUUCCAUCAGCCCGCCCCAUUCUCCCUCUUUCCAUCACCCCGCCCCAUUCUCCCGCUUUCCAUUACCCCGCCCCAUUCUCCCGCUUUUUCAUCACCCCGCCCUAUUCUCCCUCUUUCCAUAACCCCGCCCUAUUCUCCCUCUUUCCAUCACCCCGCCCCAUUCUCCCUCUUUCCAUCACCCCACCCCAUUCUCCCGCUUUCCAUCACCCCGCCCCGUUCUCCUGCUUUCCAUCACCCCGCCUCAUUCUCCCGCUUUCCAUCACCCCGCCCCAUUCUCCCGCUUUCCUUCACCCCCCCCAUUCUCCCGCUUUCCAUCACCCCGCCCUAUUCUCCCUCUUUCCAUCACCCUGCCCCAUUCUCCCGCUUUCCAUCACCCAGCCCCAUUCUCCUGCUUUCCAUCACCCCGCCCAAUUCUCCCGCUUUCCAUCACCCCGCCACAUUCUCCCGCUUUCCAUCACCGCGCCUCAUUAUCCCUCUUUCCAUCACCCCGCCCCAUUCUCCCGCUUUCCAUCACACCGCCCCAUUCUCCCUCUAUCCAUCACCCCGCCCUAUUCUCCCUCUUUCCAUCACCCCGCCCCAUUCUCCCGCUUUCCAUCACCCCGCCCCAUUCUCCCGCUUUCCCUCACCCCACCCCAUUCUCCCGCUUUCCAUCACCCUGCCCCAUUCUCCCGCUUUCCAUCACCCCGACCCAUUCUCCCUCUUUUCAUCACCCCGCCCCAUUCUCCCUCUUUCCAUCACCCCGCCCUAUUCUCCCUCUUUCCAUCACCCCGCCCCAUUCUCCCGCUUUCCAACACCCCGCCCCAUUCUCCCGCUCCAUCACCCCGCCCCAUUCUCCCGCUUUCCAUCACCCCGCCCCAUUCUCCCGCUUUCCAUCACCCCGCCCCAUUCUCCCGCUUUCCAUCACCCCACCCCAUUCUCCAGCUUUCCAUCACCCCGCUCCAUUCUCCCGCUUUCCAUCACCCCGCCCAAUUCUCCCUCCUUCCAUCACCCCUCCCCAUUCUCCCUCUUUCCAUCAACCUGCCCCAUUCUCCCUCUUUCCAUCACCCCGCCCCAUUCUCCCUCUUUCCAUCACCCCGCCCCAUUCUCCCUCUUUCCAUCACCCUGCCACAUUCUCCCUCUUUCCAUCACCCUGCCCUAUUCUCCCUGUUUCCAUCACCCCGCCCCAUUCUCCCUGUUUCCAUCACCCCUACCCAUUCUCCCGCUUUCCAUCACCCCGCCCCAUUCUCCCUGUUUCCAUCACCCCGCCCCAGUUCUCCCGCUUUCCAUCACCCCACCCCAUUCUCCCCCUUUCCAUCACCCCGCCCCAUUCUCCCGCUCUCAAUCACCCCGCCCCAUUCUCCCGUUUUCCAUCACCCCUCCCCAUUCUCCCUCUUUCCAUCACCCUGCCCCAUUCUCCCGCUUUCUAUCACCCCGCCCCAUUCUCCCGCUUUCCAUCAUCCCGCUCCAUUCUCCCCCUUUCCAUCACCCCGCCCAAUUCUCCCUCUUUCCAUCACCCCUCCCCAUUCUCCCUCUUUCCAUCACCCCGCCCCAUUUUCCCCCUUUCCAUCACCCCGCCCCAUUCUCCCGCUUUCCAUCACCCCGCCCCAUUCUCCCUCAUUCCAUCACCCCGCCCCAUUCUCCCGCUUUCCAUCACCCCGCCCCAUUCUCCCUCUUUCCACCACCCCGCCCCUUUCUCCCUGUUUCCAUCACCCCGCCCCAUUCUCCCGUUUUCCAUCACCCCACCCCAUUCUCCCUCUUUCCAUCACCCCGCCCCAUUCUCCCUCUUUCCAUCACCCCGCCCCAUUCUCCCUCUUUCCAUCACCCUGCCCCAUUCUCUCGCUUUCCAUCACCCCGCCCCAUUCUCCCUCUUUCCAUCACCCCGCCCCAUUCUCCCUCUUUCCAUCACCCCGCCCCAUUCUCCCGCUUUCCAUUUCCGCGCCCUACUCUCCAUCUUUCCAUCACCUCGCCCCAUUCUCCCGCCUUCCAUCACCCAGCCCCAUUCUCCCUCUUUACAUCACCCCGCCCCAUUCUCCCGCUUUCUAUCACCCCGCCCCAUUCUCCCGCUUUCCAUCACCCUGCCCCAUUCUCCCUAUUUCCAUCACCCCGCCCAAUUCUCCCUCUUUCCAUCACCCCUCCCCAUUCUACCUCUUUCCAUCACCCCGCCCCCCACUCUCCCUCUUUCCAUCACCCCGCCCCAUCCUCCCGCUUUCCAUCACCCCGCCCCAUUCUCCCUCUUUCCAUCACCCCGCCCCAUUCUCCCGCUUCCAUUACCCCGCCCCAUUUUCCCUCUUUCCAUCACCUCGCCCCAUUCUCCUGCUUUCCAUCACCCCGCCCCAUUCUCCAGCUUUCCAUCACCCCGCUCCAUUCUCCCGCUUUCAAUCACCCAGCCCAAUUCUCCCUCUUUCCAUCAACCCCCCCCCAUUCGCCUGCUUUCCAUCACCCCGCCCCAUUCUCCCGCUUUCCAUCACCCCGCCCCAUUCUCCCUCUUUCCAUCACCCCGCCCCUUUCUCCCUCUUUCCAUCACCCCGCCCCAUUCUCCCGCUUUCCAUCACCCCGCCCCAUUCUCCCUCUUUCCAUCACCCCGCCCCAUUCUCCCGCUUUCCAUGACCCCGCCCCAUUCUCCCUCUUUCCAUCACCCCGCCCUAUUCUCCCUCUUUCCAUCACCCCGCCCCAUUCUCCCUCUUUCCAUCACCCCGCCCCAUUCUCCCUCUUUCCAUCACCCCGCCCCAUUCUCCCGCUUUCCAUUACCGCGCCCCACUCUCCAUCUUUCCAUCACCCCGCCCCAUUCUCCCGCCUUCCAUCACCCAGCCCCAUUCUCCCUCUUUACAUCACCCCGUCCCAUUCUCCCACUUUCUAUCACCCCGCCCCAUUCUCCCGCUUUCCAUCACCCCGCCCCAUUCUCCCUCUUUCCAUCACCCCGCCCCAUUCUCCCGCUUUCCAUCACCCCGCCCCAUUUUCUCUCUUUCCAUCACCCUGCCCCAUUCUCCUGCUUUCCAUCUGUU